Messenger RNA from Eimeria mitis, 1431 nucleotides. RefSeq lists its product as uncharacterized. The record is from RefSeq and is a predicted model, not a curated record. The coding region runs from base 1 to 1431 and encodes 476 amino acids. Lineage: Eukaryota; Apicomplexa; Conoidasida; Eucoccidiorida; Eimeriidae. The transcript is spliced from 2 exons.
AUGUCUGCUGCUGCUGCUGGUGCUGGCACGCGGCGCUCUCUGCUGCACGAUGUGUUAUCGCAUGCAGAAGUGGUCGAGUUGGGCCUGGACGGCUCUGUUGAUGAUCUGCCGCCUCUGACCACUCGUCUGAGCCCUUCCUGCGCCCGCGUGGUGGUGCUGUUCGCCUGGUUUUACUUUCUUGCCUUUUGGGGGGCAGUGGCUGCGGCUGUUCGUCACGUGAUAGCAGCGCAUGCAGAAACUCUGUUACCAGGUCCUGAGGAUUUCAUCUUUGUUGCAGUUUCCACGGUGCUCCUGGUGUCUGCGGAGUUUGGGGUGUACUGUCACCUCAAGAUUAUGAAUCCCGUAUCUAUCAACAACGGCCCAAUGGGCAAUUUAUUAUCUCCCACUCCUUGUUGUUCCUUUACCCACUUCAUGCUUUCAGCAACGUCGCGUUUCUGUACAUUUCUUGAGUUUUUAUUUCUCUUGCAUGCAUGGGUGUUGCCGCUCCCCCUGUUGGCCUGUGCGGCGUUUACGGUGUCGACGACAGUGGGGGCGUUGCCUUUCCUGCUGCAGCUGCGGUGUCUUCUCAGCUGCCUCUUUGGUGAUUUCUUUGACCCGUUGCGGUUCUCCACAUGCAUCCCCACUGUCCCACUUGAACGUCUGCUGCUGCGCUGCAGCCGCCUCUGCCUCGCGGGCGUCGCUAAGGGGGCCCGGGGGGCCCUCUGGCACCUCCGUAGAGCCAGGGAGAGGUUGAGGGGCCUCCUUCGACGCGGUGCUGCUGUCUCACCAGGCAGGAGAGUAGACAUAUCAUGCUGUGACUUUGGCUCAGACAGCAGCAGCAGCAGCAGCAGCAGCAGCAGCAGGGCACGCCAGGCGUCCAGCAGCUGCCAGGCGAACAUAGGGGGUGCAGCAGCAGUUCAGUUGCUGCAGGGAGAGGGGCCCUUACACGAGUUGGGGGCCCCCCUAACCGUCCUCAAGGAGCCUCUCGCGUACCCAGGCCAGAGCCAGCAGGGGGAGGGGGAGUGUCCAUACACCCCAGCUGAAGGGGACGCAGCCCCAGGCGGUAGUGGUUCCUUCGCAGUUUCAUCUUGUGGUGGAUCUACAACAGCGGAAUGGAGGCCCAACGAGCAGCAGCUGCAGCAGCCACCAGCUGUCCAUACACCGCAAGAACUGGAGAAUCUUUCGAGCUCUAGCCACUGCCCUGAUGCUACCAUUCCUUUCUCUUAUCGAGAGGAAACUGCCAGCAGCCAGGGGCGCCCCCUCAGGCCCCCAGAAACCCCCACGAGGCCGCCAGCCCCGCAGUUCAUCUCCCCUCGCGCUGCCUUGGUGCUGGCGAAUUGUUUGUUUCUGCUGGACCUCCCCGGCCUGACGCUGCACGUCAAAGCGAGCUUUCUCCCCCUUCAACAGCUGGAGGCCCAUGAAUUCCUGAGUUCUCUCGUUUCCCUUGUGUAA